GUCCCAUUACGAUAAUUAGCUUAUCGUGAUUAUAAUAGAAGUGCAAAGAGUCAUUUUUUUACAAGAAGUAGGGAGUAGGUGCGCAGCUUGUCGAUGUGACUUUGACCACCCAUCGAGAUUUUGAAAAGUAGAAGUCUGCUUUUGGAAAUUUACGCUAACUGACAGUGAUCGGGAGUGGGGGAGAAGUUAUAAAAACAUUUCUGAGUGGACUGCGUGCAGCAGCUGUAUUGUUUUUAGGAUCGCCGUUUAGUACGGAAGUAGCUAUUUUUUGAAGGGUACAUAACUUCAUUUGUAGGAAAGAGAAGAAUACAUCACAAGGUCUAACCAUGAUGUAUACUGGUACGUCCGCGGAGCAGGAUAACCGCUUUAGUGAUAAAGAGAAGAAACUUCUCAAACAGAUGAAGUUUGGCGAUAGCUUGAGUCGGAAGGUUGAUAUGUCCAAAGUAAAGCUGGAAGUAAUAAAACCCUGGAUAGCUCAGAAGAUAACAAGUCUCCUAGGAAUAGAAGAUGAUGUUGUUGUGGAAUUUGUUUUCAACCAGUUGGAGCUAAAGUCUUCUAGCAGAAGAGGAACCAUACGAAGUCUGGAGCCCUUGCUAAGACGAGAUGUGCAGCAUCCAGAUCCCAAGAAAAUCCAGAUCAACCUAACGGGCUUCCUUAAUGGAAAGAAUGCAAGAAUAUUCAUGUCGGAGUUGUGGGAGCUAUUGCUGUCAGCACAAGAUUCAGUUAGUGGGAUCCCUGUGCAGUUUCUUGAGCAGAAGAAGGAAGAGAUAAAAAAGAGAAUGGAGGAACAAGACAGGCUUCAGGAGGCAAUGAAGACUAAACUUGAAAAGGGUAAGGAGCGAGACAGCAGUAAAGAUCGCAAACGGAGCAGAGACCGUGAAAGGGAGAGAGACAGGAAACGGAGCAGAUCAAGAGAGAGGCACAGAGAUCGUGACAGAGAAAAGGAGAAGAAAGAGCGUGACAAGAACAGGGAAAGAGAAGAGAAGGAGAGGGAGAAAGAGAAGGAAAGAGAAAAGGAACGUGAAAAGGAACGAGAACGUGAAAGGGAAAGAGAGAAGGAAAAAGAGAAGGAGAAGGAGAGGGAGCGAGAGAGAGAACGUGAAAAGGAGAGGGAAAGAGAGAAAGAAAGAGAACGAGAAAAAGAAAAGGAACGUGAGAAGGAGCGAGAAAGGGAAAAAAGACGGAAUGAAAACAACCACCAUUCAUCUUCUGGAUCAGAAUCACCACCACUAUCAAAGAUUUCAAAUUCCCACAGUGGAAAUGGUCAUACUAAAAGGGAACCUUCAUCCUCUCCAGAACCACCUCCACCAGGAGAGGAACCAAACAUUGAGCUUCCAAAAAUGCCAGUGUCAAGCCUGCAGGCGAAGCUGAUGAGCCUUGCGGGUGGACCCCGGCCGAAGACAAGAUCCAGAUCAGCCUCUAGAUCGAGGUCACGCUCACAUACCAGCUCACCAUCCAGAUCACGAUCGCACUCCAGCCAUUCGCGGUCGAAGUCAAGGUCACGUUCAGUGGACAACAGCAGCAAAAGGCUGCCACCACAGAAGUCAGAAUCUCGGUCUCGGUCACGAUCGCGAUCCCGUUCCCGCUCACGCUCACGUGGCAGUUCAUCGGUGUCUGACAGAGGUGGUGAUUUUGGUGAAGGAUCUGAUGGUCGUGCAUCUCGUUCCCCUAGCAAACAUUCUAGAAGUUCAGUUUCAAGUCGUAGCUUGUCUUCAUCUUCGGACCAGUCAGACAAAAAUGCAGGGGGCAAAGAAGAGGACUUCGAAAUACAUAAAAAGGAGGACAGCAUCCAGAAGAAGAGGCACUACCGAAGUAACAACAAAGAUGCGUCAUCAGGCAGCGAAUCUGAUGCAGAAAAACCUAGUCGCAAGGAAAGGAAAGUUAGGUCUCUCUCGCGUUCUCCCACCAGACGACCACGCCAUGGUGAGACUCGGGAGUUACAUCGAGAAAGAGAACGUGAAAGAGAGAGAGAUCAUCGUGAUAGAGACAGAGAGAGGGAGAGAGAUGCUGAAAGGAGGCAUUACCAGCGCUCAAUGGAGCGCAUGUCUGCAGUGGAGAGAGAUAGGGAAAGGGAACGUGACAGGGAACGUGAACGAGAACGAGAACGGGAGAGGAGAAGAGAGAGGGACAAAGAGAGAGAGAGGCACCGUAUGCCACCACCUGUUGCGCAUCGUCCUCCAUCCAGGAGGAGGAGCCCGAGGAGAAGUCCUCCUAGGAAUAGUCGCAGUGGUAGCAGACGAUCACCAUCUCCGCAUCGCUCUAGAUCACCGCUGAGAAGCAACCACAGUUCCAUUGACAGACUGGAAAGGCGACGAUCAUCUCCUGUGCCUAUUAAGGAAGAAAGAAGGAAAAAACCAAUCCCUGUAUAUUCUAAGUCACGAAGUAUAUCUCCUGCAGCACGUAAGAGGAAGCAUUCACGCAGCUUGUCAAGAACUCCAUCGCCUUUUAGGAAGGUGUCCAGCAGAGAACAUGAAGUCAGCCCGGAGAGGAAAUCAAAAAACAAACCUAGAAGGACAUGGGAGGUGCUGAUGGUCGGCCCUGCUGGUUAUAGGUUUUCUCCAAAUGCUGCCUCUGAUCAUCCUGUACAAGAAAGAAUCUGUUCGCCAGAGGUUCGUCGUGAGAAGAAACGAUCUGCCCCUCCAAGGCAUUCUUCACCACCACCACCAGAGGAUGACGAUGAUGAUGACGAUAGGGAAGAGAUAGAUCAAGAGGAAGAUGAAAGGCAGCAGGAAGAGGAAUCACCACCUCGUAGACGCAGCAAUGAGCACAAGACUGUGAGGAAACGGUCCGAGUCGCCUAUUGCUUCUAAAGUAAAGAAACAUGAAGAAAAGAAGCAUAAUGUUUCUCAGAGUUCAGAGUCUCCAUCUCCAAAAAGAAAUAAAUUGGAAUCACAAGAGAAACGCGUUAAAAAGCAAGAGACAUCUGGAUCAGAGGACUCUGCUGAAGAGAGGGAGAGAGUGUCAAAAAAGAAAAGGCUUGUUUCAACUUCAGAGGAAGAAAUCAAGAUAAAGAAAAAGAAAAAGAAGAAACAGAAAGAAUCUAGUAGUGAGUCUGAUAUGAAUAGUGACAUUGAAGUGGAGGGGAAGAAGAAGAAGAAAGACAAGAAGCACAAAAAGCACAAGAAACACAAAAAACAUAAGAAGCACAAGAAACGCAAGAUGGAGGAAAGUGAUGCCGACAGUGACUCAAGUGUUGCAGAAAACACAGAGGAACUUGAAAGACGUUUGAGAGAACGUGCAUUAAAAUCAAUGAAGAGAAGUGAGGACGACAAUAGCAAGUGAAAAUCUGAUGCCUGACUGCAUAUGUGCAGCUGUAUAGAAGACGACGUUCCUUAUUAAUUACUUCACGCUACAUGUUCAGACUGACAGGCGUAUAGCAUUCUUCAUUUUCCCCUCCCACACGAGCUCGCUGGUCAGUGUGAAUGUAGCAAAUGUGUUCAGUGCACCGUGAAACUUGGAAAAGUGUUGGAAUGUGAUGUAAUCGUUGCGGUCCAAUGUAACAUUUUUUUCACAAACUGUGCCACAGAAGAAACAUUUUAAUGUAUAGUAAGGUCUCAUUUUGUAAGUGUUAGAAAUGUGUGCUCAUUAAAGGUGACUGAGUACUGUUGAAAAUGUAUGAUGAUUUUUCACAUAAAUAUUUAAAGAGAAAAAUAAACUUGAUGUUCUUUUUUCUUU
Schistocerca nitens (vagrant locust) is the source of this 3674-nucleotide messenger RNA. It is a transcript of the gene Srrm1, whose product is annotated as serine/arginine repetitive matrix protein 1. The coding region runs from base 327 to 3281 and encodes 984 amino acids. Gene Ontology annotation, molecular function: RNA binding. The transcript is spliced from 20 exons. NCBI's taxonomy places the organism in Eukaryota, Metazoa, Arthropoda, Insecta, Orthoptera, Acrididae. Gene Ontology annotation, biological process: regulation of mRNA splicing, via spliceosome; mRNA processing. The record is from RefSeq and is a predicted model, not a curated record. Gene Ontology annotation, cellular component: spliceosomal complex.